CAUAGCAUUAAGCCUCCCUGAACUAAUAAGAGGUGACCCACCAAACCCCCCUCGCACCACACUGUCCGGGUUUCAUCUGGGCACUGAACUCCCAACUUUGACCUUAUCUAGGAAGCGAAAAAACGGAUGACGAUUGAGGCAGGGUUGCCACCGGCGAGUUUUCUGCUGUCAGACUGGAUGGAAAUCGACAGAUCACUUUUGGGGCGUCUGUGAAACAUAUGAAGCGUCUUUCUUUCGCAACUUUUUUAAAGCGUCUUCUCCAUGAUCUGCUGUGACGUGUCCCGCUGAGCUUAUCUGGCCCAUUUGAGAGCGCCUGCCAGCCGAGAGACGAUAUUCUAAUAUAGAAACAGAAACCAACACUUACUAAUCAAACAUGGCACCGGCCGUUGGAGGUCCAGUCGGCUACACCCCACCGGAGGGCGGUUGGGGAUGGAUGGUGGUGAUCGGGGCCUUCAUCUCAAUUGGUUUCUCUUAUGCGUUUCCCAAGUCCAUCACUGUCUUCUUCAAGGAAAUUGAAGUCAUCUUCAAUGUUAGCAGCAGCCAGGUUUCCUGGAUCUCCUCUAUUAUGUUGGCAGUCACAUACGGCGGAGGUCCCAUCAGCAGCAUUUUGGUGAAUAAAUAUGGAAGUCGACCUGUCAUGAUGCUGGGAGGGUGUCUUUCCGGACUGGGCCUUGUUGCUGCCUCUUUCUGCAACUCUGUCCAAGCUCUGUAUUUUUGCAUUGGUGUAGUGGGAGGACUGGGAUUGUCCUUCAACCUAAACCCCGCCCUCACGAUGAUCGGAAAAUACUUCUACAAGAGGCGACCCAUUGCCAAUGGCAUAGCCAUGGCUGGCAGUCCAGUCUUUCUGUCCACGCUGGCGCCACUCAACACAUGGUUUUACGACCAAUUCGGCUGGAGAGGAAGCUUCCUCAUCCUGGGAGGCCUGCUGCUCAACUGCUGCGUCGCCGGUUCCCUCAUGCGGCCAAUCGGACCGAAGCCAAAACCGGUGGAGAAGACUGUGGGGAAGAGAAACUGUUCGCAGAUCAUGAACAGCUUCCUCGACCUGUCUUUGUUCAAACACCGUGGCUUUUUGCUUUACAUUUCAGGAAAUAUUAUCAUGUUUUUUGGCCUUUUUGCACCACUAGUGUUCCUGAGUAAUUUUGCAAAGAGCAAAGACAUCCCCAAAGAGAAAGCAGCUUUCCUACUAUCCGUUCUGGCCUUUGUCGACAUGGUCGCCCGGCCCGCUAUGGGUAUGGUGGCCAACACUAAAUGGGUCCGGCCCAGGAUUCAAUACUUCUUUGCUGCUUCUGUACUCUACAACGGCGUGUGUCACGUUUUUGCACCUAUGUCAGUUGACUACAAAGGAUUUGUGAUUUACUCCAUGUUCUUUGGUUUUGCUUUCGGCUGGCUGAGCUCCGUUUUGUUUGAAACCCUGAUGGACCUGGUUGGAGCCCAAAGAUUCUCCAGUGCUGUUGGCUUGGUCACCAUUAUUGAAUGUGGCCCCGUGUUGCUGGGGCCACCUUUGCUAGGGAAGUUCAAGGACAUCUACCAUGACUACAAGUACACGUACCAAGGCUGUGGGAUCCUCUUGAUCGUCUCCAGUUUCUUUCUCUUCAUGGGCAUGGGCCUCAACUACCGGUUGCUGAGGAAAGAGAAGAAAGAGGAGGAGCGCAUUGCCAGAGUAGGAGAUCAUAAACCCUACAGGGACAGUGCGGCCAAGGUCGUAGAGGCCAGGAACACAGAUACUGUUUAAGCGUUUUGGUCUCCUUACUAGUCAAUUUGUUUAAUAUCGUUGACAAUAAGCCUGAAAAUAUCCUGCCUCAAUAAGGAUAAAUCUCAGGUUGACAUCCAAUGUGAUGACCUCAAGAAAUACACAUUUAUAUUGUACCGUCACAUGCACUUAAAUAGAAAAUAUUUAUGAUAUAUAAUCAUUUUGAAAUAGGGACUGUUUUGUGUUUGGUUGGAAUAACCACUGUAAUUCACUUUGUACAUCCAAUCAGUAACAACUGUUACUUCCCUGCCUUAUAAUACAAAGUAUGUUUUUUCUUUCUCUGAUAAAUAAAUGUAGUCAUGGUGAGAGUUCAGCAGAGGGCUUUAAUUCCUUAAGGACAGUAUGUACUGCACAUUCUCUGUAAAAGGGCAUAAUUAUCAUACAUGCAUCAUUUUGUUCAGCUAACAAAUGUUAGUAUAUUAACCCAACUAUUUUUGUCUUUCUGGGACAUGUUUUGCAAUGAGGACAUGGAGACCUCUUGCACCUUCUUGUACAGGAAAAUGCCCUAUUCGCUGAAUUACUUCACACAAGUUAUACAUUAUGUAUUCACAAUUACAGAGCAACUUUGGAACUUCCCAAUUGUAUAUUCUUGCCUCACUCAAAUAAACAGAAAAACACUCCAA
Messenger RNA from Corythoichthys intestinalis (scribbled pipefish), 2373 nucleotides. RefSeq names its product solute carrier family 16 member 1a (gene slc16a1a). The record is from RefSeq and is a predicted model, not a curated record. Gene Ontology annotation, molecular function: monocarboxylic acid transmembrane transporter activity. The coding region runs from base 374 to 1732 and encodes 452 amino acids. Gene Ontology annotation, biological process: monocarboxylic acid transport; transmembrane transport. Gene Ontology annotation, cellular component: plasma membrane. The transcript is spliced from 5 exons. Lineage: Eukaryota; Metazoa; Chordata; Actinopteri; Syngnathiformes; Syngnathidae.